UCGGCGCAACGCAACGCAAUUUGUUUGGCAACGCGCCGACGCUGCUGCCGCCUGUUUGACACAACUGGACAACUCGCCAAGGCCUCGAUGGGCGACAUGGCCUACCCUGGAGCAGGCGAUACGAGCAGCAUGACCUCCUUCGACGCAGAUGAAGCGAUCGAAUGGCUCAAAAAGUGUAAACAUCUGCCAGAAUCGAGCAUACGUCAGCUGUGCGAACUCGUCAAGGAUCGCUUGCUGGAAGAGUCCAAUGUCCAGCCUGUCAGCUCACCUGUCACUGUGUGCGGCGACAUCCAUGGCCAGCUAUGGGAUUUCUUGGAACUCCUCAAAGUCGGCGGUCAAUGCCCUUCGACAUCUUACAUUUUCAUGGGCGACUUUGUCGACCGGGGACACUACAGCCUGGAGACAUUCAGCCUGCUCAUGACACUCAAAGUCAGGUGGCCAGACCGUGUCACUCUUCUGCGAGGCAACCACGAGUCUCGACAGAUCACGCAGGUCUAUGGCUUCUAUGACGAAUGUCAGAAAAAGUAUGGCUCAGCGACAGUCUGGAAAGCCUGUUGUUCCGUCUUUGACUUUCUCAAUCUUGCAGCGAUUAUAGAUGGCACCAUUCUUUGCGUUCAUGGCGGGCUCUCGCCAGAAGUGAGGACGCUCGACCAAAUUAGAACGAUAGCCCGGGCGCAAGAGAUCCCACACGAGGGAGCCUUCUGUGGCGAGUUGGCCGGCUGGUCACCUUUCUAUGGGGCUGACAAGCCGGAGCGCACUGCAGACCUGAUGUGGUCGGAUCCAGAUGACAUCGACGGAUGGUCCGUCAGCCCGCGUGGCGCAGGAUGGCUAUUUGGCGGCAAGAUAGCGCAGGAGUUCAAUCACAUCAACUCGCUCAGCCUCAUCGCGCGGGCGCAUCAACUUGUCCAGGAAGGCUUCAAGUAUAUGUUCCCAGAAAACAAUCUGGUCACCGUCUGGUCUGCACCGAAUUACUGCUACCGUUGCGGCAAUGUCGCAUCCGUCAUGGAAGUCAGAGAAGGCAGCAUUGUCGACGCAGACAGCUUCAAGAUAUUCGAUGCCGUCUCUGAUCAGAUGGAGCGGGAAAGCAAGGUCGGAACAUCGGCAAGCCUACUUCCUGUGAUCAUCAAUUUGAGCUCGGACCGCAUCACUCGGGGGCUCCUCGCUUUCGGCAAAGCACUAUCUUGUCCCUUGAACUGGCUUGCAACUCGAGUGAUCGUACUCAUGACCGAUCUUGUGUAUCUACCUCCAGGUGAUACGCAGCAGAACACGGAUAACGCCACGCAGCAGAACGCGGACAGCGACAUGUUCAGCUCAAGUGCCGUUCAUGUCAAUCAUAUCGUCCUGCUCGCCGUUGCAGGAGUGUUCUUCUCGAUCUUUGCGAUCAGCUUGCUGUCGCCUUGUAUCGCACGUGCUAUGGGCCGACGUCGCGCCUCACAGCAGCAGGACGACUUUAUCGCGAUGCCAUAUAGCGCACAACGAUCGCUCGAGAGCCAAAUGCCCAACCCAUGGCAUUGCGCCCAGCCUUUGCCGGUUCGCACAACAUUGCGCUCGCAGAGCUUCUUGCCGGUCACAAGAGCAUCACCCAUGGCUCAACCGGCUUAUCUCCCGCCCUACGAGAAAGCGCCUGCAUAUCAUGCUGCACCCAUAGAGCGGCCUGCAUCCAUCAGAAGCUCAAGCUCUUUUCUCACAGCACAAUCUGGCGCAUGCACAGUCGCAGAAGGCGGCAACAGGAUUCAGCGCAAGCGCGUGCCUUCCGUCUAAACUGUAGAGCUUAUGCUUAUUGCAACUUAUUGUCAUGCUUGCCAUCUCGUGCGUAAUGCAUUCAUCAUGCUACCGCUGUGCAGCUUCAGGCCGCGAAGAGUUUGCCAUUGGCUCUCGCGACGUUCUCCGCUGUACAGCUGACCGCAUCAGCGCGGCCAUCGCCUUGUCGCUUUCUUCUCGCCGCCUGACGACCCGUAUACCGCCGAACAGUAACGUAUCAUUGUCGACUUCAGGGUGAAUGGCGCCCAAGGUCGUGUUGCGCGAUGAAGACGAUCGGGGUGCUGGUGGCUGCGCAGCUCGAGCGGCAGCGGCAGCCGAUUUCGCCGCUUCCGCUGCGAGUUCGUGAUCGCGCAUCUCGAACAAACCCAGCC
This is a messenger RNA of Mixia osmundae IAM 14324, 2132 nucleotides long. RefSeq lists its product as uncharacterized. The transcript is spliced from 8 exons. The coding region runs from base 88 to 1761 and encodes 557 amino acids. Gene Ontology annotation, molecular function: protein serine/threonine phosphatase activity. Gene Ontology annotation, cellular component: cytoplasm. Gene Ontology annotation, biological process: peptidyl-serine dephosphorylation; G1/S transition of mitotic cell cycle. NCBI's taxonomy places the organism in Eukaryota, Fungi, Basidiomycota, Mixiomycetes, Mixiales, Mixiaceae. The record is from RefSeq and is a predicted model, not a curated record.